Podospora anserina S mat+ is the source of this 1173-nucleotide messenger RNA. RefSeq lists its product as uncharacterized. The record is from RefSeq and is a predicted model, not a curated record. Bases 1 to 1173 code for a protein of 390 amino acids. NCBI's taxonomy places the organism in Eukaryota, Fungi, Ascomycota, Sordariomycetes, Sordariales, Podosporaceae. Gene Ontology annotation, molecular function: FAD binding. The transcript is spliced from 2 exons.
AUGUCUACCCCACAUAUUGCCAUAAUUGGCGCCGGCCCAUGCGGGCUCACGCUCGCGCAGCUUCUCGAGCGCAAAGGAAUCGCAAACUACAUCGUCUACGAGCGAGAUGACAGCCCUAACUCCAAUCGUGCGGGGGGCAGCCUAGACAUUCAUCCCGAAACAGGCCAACGCGCCCUUCGAGAAGCCGGUUUAUUCGACAAGUUCAAGGAGUGUGCGAGGUAUGCCGACACUGCCUUUGCACUGGGCGACAAAAAUGGCAACAGGAUAUUCCAAAUGGGCGAAGGACGUGACGCCCCUGAGAUCGACCGCGCCGAACUCCGCAAAAUUCUGCUCGAUGCUGUGCCCGAGGGCAAGAUCAGGUGGGGGCAUAUUUUGAAAGAAGUGACGUUUGGAGAUGAUGGAAGGCCUCGGUUACGCUUUGAAAAUGGGACAGUUUUGUCUGGGGUCAGGCUUGUUGUUGGAGCCGAUGGGGCAUGGAGCAAGGUGCGGCGGGUGAUCACGAAAGCUACACCCCAGUUCGCUGGAAAAGCCUAUCUCGAAGGAAGGAUCCGCCGUGACAACCCACUCUACAAAACCAUGGAUGGGGAAUUUGGCCCCGGAAUGUACCUGGCCAUCGGUGACAAAAAGAUCACCAUCACACAGAGGCAAGGCGACGGUUCCUACCGCAUCUAUUUUGGAUUCCAAACUCCGGAGCAUUUCUUCCGCACGCUCGACCUCCGAAACGUUGAAGCCAUUCGCGAGAUGUUGCUUUCUUCCAAGUAUUAUGGAGAUUGGGCAGAGGGAACCAAAGACCUCAUCCGCCACGCAACCGACUUCUGGGCUUGGUCGCUAUACACAUUGUCGAAAGAGGACCUGAGCUGGAAGUCAGUCUCAGGAGCAACCCUCUGCGGCGACGCUGCUCAUGUGACCGUCCCGAAUGGAGAGGGGGUCAAUCUCGCAAUGGCGGACGCGUUGGAGUUAGCCACCAGCAUUGUACAGCACGGGGUCGAAGAACUAAAUGAAGCGGUUGCAGAAUACGAGAAAGGCAUGCUCGGGCGUGGUGCUGAAACGAUUGCUCAGGGGGAGAUGAUGACUGAAGCUAUGUUUGUGGAACGACCAGAGAUCUUUGUCCAAAAGUUUGGCCCGAUCAUGGGACUGAAUAAUGGAGCCGGUCAAGAAGGGCAGGUAAGGUAG